CAAUUGAUUUAAAACUAGUUUUUAAUUGAAAUAGAGUAUACGCGUCUGACGAAAACACUCCUUAAUUUUAGUACGUGUUUGUACGCCCAAUGGGUGGCGUCAGUUGUUACAAGGCAGUCGUUUUUGACAGUGACAUUCGCGAGCAGCAUUUUCUGGAAGACCGCAUGACAUAUUGAUGGAAGGACAUGGCUCACCCCUCCCUGCCCCCCUCUCUGGACUCCUCCCAGCCAGGGAUUCCUCAGGCGGUACUGACAGUCCCAAUGGAGCUUAAGUACCUGUGCCAGGAGUGCCAGGGGGUACUAAGGAAGCCCUUUCAGGCCCAGUGUGGACACCGCUUCUGUGUGUACUGCCUCAAACAGCUCACCAGAUUGGGACCCCAGCCCUGUGGAGCAUGUCAACAGGAGGGGAUUUUCGAGGAGCCUCAGUCCAUCUUGAAUACUAAUGAUGCUUUUCCAGACAAUGCUGCUCGAAGAGAAAUUGAAAAUCUCCCUGCUAGCUGUCCCAGUGAAGGCUGCACUUGGAAAGGAAUUAUUAAGGACUAUGAGGUGCAGCACGAGGGAAAGUGUGAGUUUGAGCAUGUGCAGUGCGAGGCAUGCCGUACCUUGAUCCUGCGCAGUGAGCAGGAGAGACACGCUGAAAGGGAGUGUGAGGAGAGGACCCUCAACUGCAAGUACUGUAAAGUCACCUUCAGCUUCAAAGACAUCAAGGCACAUGAUGAAAUUUGCCUUAAGUUCCCUCUACAAUGCAGUGGAUGUGGGAAAAAGAAGAUCCCACGGGAAAAGUUCCAAGAUCAUAUCAAGUCCUGUGCGAAGUUCAAGAGUGCCUGUCCAUUCAGCACGCUAGGCUGUGGGACAGUGCUGGAGAAUGAGAAACAGAGUGACCAUGCACAGUCCAGCAUGCUGGACCACUUGCGCCUCCUGCUGGGCGAGCUGUGCAUGCUCCGGCAACGAAUAGAGAGCCCAGGAGAGUGGCAGGAGGACUCAGCGCUGGGGCUGUACCGAGCACCUGAAGACAGGAGUCCGCCGGCAAGUAGCGCAGGGCAGGUCGGCAACUUGGGGCAAAAGGUGGCAGCUCUGGAGAAUAUCGUGUGCGUGCUAAACAGAGAGGUGGAGCGGAACGCCUACACCGUGGAGGCCUUCUCACGCCAGCACCGCAUCGACCAGGAGGCAAUCGAGAACCUCAACAAUAAGGUGCGGCAGCUGGAGCGCUCGCUGACCAUGCGGGACCUUCAGCUGGCUGAGACGGAGCAGCUCGUGCGGGAGCUGGAGUACUGCACCUAUGACGGUGUCCUUGUCUGGAAGAUCACGAAUUUCUCCCGCCGCAGGCAGGACGCCGUGGCCGGACGAGCGCCCGCCAUGUUCUCCCCAGCAUUCUACUCCAGCAAGUACGGCUAUAAGAUGUGCCUUCGGCUGUACCUGAAUGGGGAUGGGACAGGGCGUGGCACGCACCUCUCUCUCUUUUUUGUGGUGAUGAGGGGCAAAUGUGAUGCCCUGCUCAAGUGGCCAUUCAGCCAGAAGGUGACUCUGAUGCUGCUGGACCAGAACAACCGCGAGCACAUCAUCGACGCCUUCCGGCCAGACGUCACCUCCACCUCCUUUCAGAGGCCCAUCAGUGAGAUGAACAUUGCCAGCGGCUGCCCACUCUUCUGCCCACUGGCUAAGCUGGGCACCAAGAGCUCCUAUCUGAGGGAGGACACCAUCUUCAUCAAGGCCAUUGUGGACCUCACUGGCCUGUAG
Molecule: messenger RNA, 1736 nt
Organism: Megalops cyprinoides (Indo-Pacific tarpon)
Lineage: Eukaryota; Metazoa; Chordata; Actinopteri; Elopiformes; Megalopidae
Product: TNF receptor-associated factor 2-like
Exons: 11
Coding region: 186-1736 (516 amino acids)
Biological process (GO): protein K63-linked ubiquitination; positive regulation of canonical NF-kappaB signal transduction; tumor necrosis factor-mediated signaling pathway
Cellular component (GO): plasma membrane signaling receptor complex; cytoplasmic side of plasma membrane
Molecular function (GO): tumor necrosis factor receptor binding; zinc ion binding; ubiquitin-protein transferase activity
Source: RefSeq, a predicted model, not a curated record